Messenger RNA from Anguilla anguilla (European eel), 4677 nucleotides. It is a transcript of the gene ppp1r10, whose product is annotated as protein phosphatase 1, regulatory subunit 10. Gene Ontology annotation, molecular function: metal ion binding. The transcript is spliced from 18 exons. The record is from RefSeq and is a predicted model, not a curated record. Gene Ontology annotation, cellular component: nucleus. Lineage: Eukaryota; Metazoa; Chordata; Actinopteri; Anguilliformes; Anguillidae. Bases 390 to 2771 code for a protein of 793 amino acids.
CAGUAACCAAUCGCGUCAUUCGCGUCAUAGGGUAUAUAACAGAAACCCCUCCCAAAAAACCUCAUUCCUGGAUUUGUCCUGAGGUCUGAUGAUUCAUCGAAGAUCGGACGUCGAGGACUUUCAACUGCGUGUAUGAAGACAAACGCUUAACAAAACCAUUUUUUUUAUUAUUCAAGUAAUGGACAUUUGAUUUUUUGCCUCCAUUUUGUUCCAGAAGGAAACGCUAGCCUCUAGCUUUCACAAACCCGCCCACAAACAAGCUAAAGCAGUUUCAACUAUAAAAGUGCUUGUUAUACGAAACAUGACAGUUUACUCUAUUAAACUGUUGUAACGAGAUCUGUCGCUGUAAAGCACACUAUACCCGAGACGCAGAGGAGAGGUAUUGUAUCAUGGCGCUCGGCCCAGUGGACCCGCGGGAGGUGCUGAAAGGGGUGGAGAACCUCCUGGGCAAAGACGGAGAACUACGCAGCCUGGAGGGCGUGGCCAGAGUCUUCAGUCUAAUGAAGGCGUCUCACAAGAUGGUCAGCAGGUGUAUGUACCUGAACAUCCUACUUCACACUAAGUCACAUGACAUCCUCAACAGGUUUAUCAGAGUCGGGGGGUACAAGCUCCUGAAUGCCUGGCUCACAUACUGCAAAGCUACCACUAAUACCCCCCUGCUGCAGCUCAUCCUGCUCAUCCUGCAGAAACUGCCCCUCACUGUGGACCACCUCAAACAGAACAACACAGCCAAGCUGGUGAAACAACUCAGCAAGAGCGGAGAGACUGAGGAGCUGAGGAAGCUGGCCUCGGUGUUGGUGGAAGGGUGGAUGGCCAUCAUUCGCUCCCAGAGCGUCGCUGCCUCCAGCGGGACGACCCCUGCAGAAAGGAAGAAGAAGAAGGAGGAGGGGAAGUCUCGAGCGGCGGAGGUGAAGCCCGCGGACGUGCCCAAAAUGGCCGAGCAGCUGGAGAAGAGGAAGGAGAAGCCCAAAGCUCAUGCACCAAGCCAUGCCAAGAUCCGCUCCACAGGGUUAGAGGUAGAGACCCCCACCCCCGUUCUGGCCAAGAAGCCUCCGGUCACUCCGCAGCUUGGGGACAAAUACAACAUCAAACCAGCUGUUCUGAAGCGGCCCAGCACAACCCUGUCGGACGCCCCUCCCGUGGAGAAGAAGUACAAGCCGCUGAACACCACGCCCAACUCCACCAAGGAGAUCAAAGUGAAGAUCAUCCCAGCGCAACCGAUGGAGUGCACUGGCUUCCUGGAUGCUCUUAACUCCGCCCCCGUCCCCGGGAUCAAGAUCAAGAAAAAGAAGAAGCCGUCCUCUCCCACAUCUAACAAAUCCUGUCCGUUUGAGGCGAAGCCCCCCCUGUACCCCGGCUCUCAGGCCAAGCCCUCAUCUCCUGAAGGCUCUGCCUCCCAAACUCCACCCCAUGAGGUUGCAGACCUGGAGCAGCCUGGGACCCCCGUGCCUAGCGAGGAAACAGAGGCCAUGGACACCGGUGAGAAGCCCAACGCGCUGGCUGAGCCCAGCGCAGAGGAGGAGAGUCUGACUAAGAAAGGGAAGAGGAAGAAGAGUGUGCACUGGGCAGAGGAAGAGCAGCUCAAGGAGUACUUCUACUUCCACCUGGACGAGACCGAGAGAGUGAAUGUGAAUAAGAUUAAGGACUUUGGGGAGGCCGCUCGUCGGGAGCUGAUGAUGGACAGGCAUACGUUUGAGAUGGCCCGGCGGCUGUCCCAUGAUGCCAUGGAGGAGCGUGUCCCCUGGACGCCCCCGCGGCCCCUCACUCUGUUCAGCUCUUCCCUGGUGCCCCCCGGGGCCAACAGCACUGAGAGGAGCACACAGAGGGACCGGGAGAUGGGCAUCCUGCAAGAGAUCUUCCUCAGCAAAGAGAGCGUCCCAGACUGCCCUCAGGAGCCUGACCCUGAACCAUACGAACCCACCCCCCCACGGCUCAUCCCAUUGGACGAGGACUCCUCCUUAGCGGAUGAGGGCUACCUGGAGCCCAUGGAUACCUUGGCCCCCCUUGUGACCCCCGCCGGCCCCCCCGAGACUGCCAAGCUGCCCCCCGUACUGGCCAACCUGAUGGGCAGUCUGGGCAACAGCAACCGCAGCCCUCAAACCCCGCCCCCAAACCCCGGCCCACCCGGCAACAGCGCCCCCUCUGUCAAUGUGCAGGAACUGCUCACCUCCAUCAUGGGCACUCAGGGCGCUCAGUCUGCAGAGGACCUCAUAAAGCAGCCUGACUUCAACAAAAUCAAACAGCUGCUGGGAACCCUGCAGCAGAACCCCACCCAGGCCCCGCCCCAUGGGCCCCCGCCAGGGUUGCUUGGCCAUGCCCCCGGGAUCAAUGCCAACAUUAACAUGCCGAUGAACGGCAGCUACCCCCCCAACAAGCCGCCCCACGGCCCCCAGUACACCCACCCCCACCCGCCUCCACCCCACAACCAUGCCCCACCCUACCCCACGGGGGGCGGGCCCAGGAUGAUGGCCCCGCCUAGGGGCGGAGAUGGCGGCGGCUACUGGACAGAGGAGCCAAUGAGAGGAGGCGGACACCACAGAGGGGGCGGGCACUUCCACCGAGGCCGCGGGGGCCGCGGGGGUGACCCUGGGUACAGGGGUCGCGGCGGGAGAGGGGGGCCCAGAGGAGGCGGCGGGGGCCCCAAUAACUCGCACAUGGGAGACAUGUCCAAUCGUCCCAUGUGUCGGCACUUCAUGGUGAAGGGAAACUGUCGCUAUGAAAACAACUGCGCCUUCUACCACCCUGGAGUCAAUGGUCCACCCCUGCCCUGACCCCACCCCACCACUAGGGGGCAGAGUGCCCUGCUUGCCACUACAGCCCAGGGGACCAGAGAGGCCCGGGGUCACCCACUGGGGGGGCGGGGUCGGGGGGCAGCACUGACCGACUGAACCCUGCAGCUCCGCCUCUUCCUCUUAACUCCUUCUGCUCUGAAUGUUUGGGGACUUUGCUGGAAGAAAGAAAACAAGGAGAGACUUAAAUGAACUAAGAUUGUCGAACAAAAUGAUAUUCUUCACCAGAGCCACUGUUCUUUUGUUUUUUUUUUACCCAUUUUUUUCCUACUCCUCUCUCUCUCUCGCUCACACUCUCUCUCUGUGUUGGGUUGAUAUUUGGACCACGUUUGCUCUGGAGUUGUCAGGGAGGAGGUGCCGAUCUGUCUGUAUGUAUAUAUUUUAUACCUGGUGUGAUUGGACACCAGCGACCUUUGAACCACUAGCACGGAAUCGGACCUCUUCGUUCGAGUGAUGGUGUGACCUCACCACCAAUCACAUGGCCCGGAACUGCUGCCUGAUGUCAUUAGAAGCUCUGCUCUCAUUGGCCGGCCCUGGACCCAGCACCCUGCAGACAGGUGCGCUGUGAGUGGUCAGGACGUGUGCGGUUCCUGCUGCUCCACACUGUCACGCGCCCGUCUGAACCAGUCUGAACCAGUCUGAACCAGCCUGAACCAGCCUGCUGGACCGGCCUGCUGCUGCUGUUCCUCUUCUAGUCUGAGCGCUGUGCUCUGAGCACUGAGAAUAUUACCCAUGAUCCUCCGGGGUGGCCUGGGCACCUUUAACCUGCUCUUCCUGUCCCGGACUCGACGUGGGCGUGUGAAAGGACCUGCGGCCCUGGAUUGGCCGGAUUGCGUUAAAACUCCCGUCAGUCGAAACUGCUAAUUGAGUUGGGAUUUUGCGAAAACCACUUCGCUUUUAGGUUUUUCUUUUUCUUUUUUCUUUUUUUUUACAGUACGACAUUUUGGUGCUCAGGUGUUUGAUAUAGAACAAAAUUAAGAGAAAUGUCUGUUUUCUGUAAGGCUACAAGGGCAUCUAAGUCGUAAACUCAUAAUUUCCCGAUUAUUUUUAACUGUGCCGAAGUGAAGCUUUGCCUGAUUUUUUCUAAGCACUCUGGUGGAAAACAAAAGUGGAGUUGGGCACAUCCAGCCCAAUCCCUUGGCUUUAAAGGUGGCAGUUGGCUUGGAUUUGGGACCCCUGGGUCCUGCGCUGUCUUGUACGAACGCCCAGCACAGCAGAGACAUCUCCGAGGCCUAAGCCAAUUGCAAAAUAACCGCCGAAGAUCCACUGGCACCGUUGAAUGCUGGGUAAUUUGCACUGAACUGGUCUCACUGGCCGUUCCUGUUUUCAGGAGUGAUGAUUGACGACAUGUCAGUCCCUGACGUGUUUGAACCGACUGAAAGACUGUACCCUCCUCUGAUUGGUUCAGAUCGAUGAGUCAGCGCUAAUGUGUGUCGGCUGCGCCUCUCCUGGUCCUCACCCGAUUUCGGCGCUGGUUCCUGGUCCCGCCCGCCCCCGAGUGUAUUCCCCCCCCACCCGCAGUCCGAAGGUUGGGCCUAGCCUUCUUUGUCAGUGUUAAAGCCUGGUUUGGUCCCCCUCGAGACUCUGGGAAGGUAAAUCUAGCGUUUUCUGUGAAAACAUGGCCGUCAUGUCUCUUGUGGGACUGCAGUUGUCUUUUGGCUGUGAUUUUUUUUUUGUGUUUAUUUUUUGCAUUUUUUUUAUUAAUAUGACUAUUUUGGUAUAAUUCUGACAGUUAUAUACAUUUUGGUUCUCCCAGAUUAUGAUCAGAUUGUAUUGAAGAGGUUUGUACACCCGUGUGUCUGUAUAUAAAAGGAUAUACACACGUUUGUAUGAAUAUUAACAGAUUUAGAUAUUUUGUACAUGUAUUAAUAAAUGUUGACAAAACAUU